CGAUUGUUAAUCGGUAGGGCAUCGGUAAACUAUAUUUUCGUUCUACUGCUGGUGUAUAUGGAAACCUAAUAGCAUGCUCCGAGAGAGACUCCAUUGUAGAUAGCAACGUUUCGGACGAGAUCACAUCAUCUGAAAACCCAUUCACUCUGAUCAACCAGGACAAGGCUUUUACGCUCUGAUGGCUGAGAACAACUUCCCCCCUCUGCCCGGGUUCAUCCCCAUGAAGCCCUGCUUCUACCAGAACUUCGAUGAGAUCCCGGAGCAGCACCGCAGCACAUGCAAGAAGCUCUACCACCUCUGGAUAUUUCAUUGUGCUACGUUGGCGGUGAACUUUGUGGGCUGUCUGGCGUGGAUGUUUGGCGGAGGUGGCGUGACCAACUUUGGCAUGUCCAUCAUGUGGCUGAUCCUCUUCACACCCUGCUCCUACGUGUGCUGGUUCAGACCCAUCUACAAGGCCUUCAUGACUGACAGCUCCUUCUACUUCAUGGCGUUCUUCUUUGUCUUUAUGGCUCAAGUAUUCAUCAGCAUCAUCCAGGCUAUUGGAAUCCCAGGCUGGGGAGUAUGUGGCUGGUUGGGUACCAUCUCCUUCUUUGGCACCAGCAUCUUCUGCUCCAUCAUCAUGCUCAUCCCCACUCUCAUGUUCACUGCCACGGCAACGCUAUCCUUCAUCGCCCUCACCAAGGUGCAUAACUACUACCGAGGCAGUGGGGCUAGCAUGUCCAAGGCCCAGGAGGAGUGGACCACGGGGGCCUGGAAGAGCCCCAUAGUGCAGGACGCAGCGCAGCAGGCCGCGAUGGGGGCCAUGGCCGGGGGCAUGCAGGGGGCAGGGCAGCAGCAGCCCCAGUACACCGCCCCACCACCCAGCUACGACUACGACAACCAGGUGUAG
This is a messenger RNA of Sardina pilchardus (European sardine), 889 nucleotides long. RefSeq names its product secretory carrier membrane protein 5b (gene scamp5b). The transcript has 7 exons. Gene Ontology annotation, cellular component: recycling endosome membrane; trans-Golgi network membrane. The record is from RefSeq and is a predicted model, not a curated record. Bases 179 to 889 code for a protein of 236 amino acids. Gene Ontology annotation, biological process: protein transport. Lineage: Eukaryota; Metazoa; Chordata; Actinopteri; Clupeiformes; Clupeidae.